AUGGUUGGACCAUUCGGUAUCGAAUUGGCAGAUCCGGCAUUUUUUGAGUCGAAGGGAGUGGACAUCGUACUCGGCAUCGAGUCGUUCUUCGACUUUUUCGAAACAGGCAGGCGAAUCUCAUUAGGCGAAGGGUUACCAACCCUAAAUGACUCGGUAUUCGGAUGGGUCGUUUGUGGAGGCGCAUCGACUUCCAUCAACUCUCUGCAAAUCAGUUGCAACACUUCAACUUCCGGAAGGCUGGACCUACUAUUGGAGCGGUUUUGGGAGUGUGAAGAACUAGAAUCGGAAAGAGCAUUUUCUCCAGAGGAGCGACGCUGUGAAGAGCUCUACCAGCAAACAGUUCGUCGAGAGCAGGAUGGUCGGUACACCGUCGCUCUCCCGAAACACAACGAAACACCUCUACACUUGGGCGAGUCCCGAGAGAUUGCAUUUCGUCGGCUUCAAGGAACGGAACGUAGGCUGGCGAGGGAUGCCAGUUUGCGAGAGCAAUAUGUCGCGUUCAUGGACGAGUAUCUAGCAAUGGGACACAUGCGGAAGGUCGACCAAACUACUCAGGAGACGGUCCAACGAUGCUAUUUGCCGGAUCAUCCGGUGGUCAAGGAGGCAAGCACCACCACCACGGUACGAGUAGUGUUCGAUGCUUCCUGUAAAACGGCAUCAGGAGUGUCGUUGAACGAGGUUUUACUGGUGGGGCCAGUGAUUCAGGAGGAUCUAAGGUCGAUUGUUCUACGGUGUCGCACACGCCAAAUCAUGCUGGUAUCAGACGUGGAAAAAAUGUUCCGCCAGAUCAACAUCUGCGAAGAGGAUCGACCGCUCCAAUGUAUCCUGUGGAGAUCUACGCCGAUAGAAGAGGUUGGCGUGACAGUAAAGCAACUGGUGGAAGAUGAAGCUACACAGUAUCCCAUGGCAGCACAAGCAGCUAGCGAGGACGUCUACAUGGACGACGUCAUCACAGGAGCGGACGACGUCGAAACGGCACUGAUUCUCUGA
This is a messenger RNA of Aedes albopictus (Asian tiger mosquito), 990 nucleotides long. RefSeq lists its product as uncharacterized. The record is from RefSeq and is a predicted model, not a curated record. The transcript is spliced from 2 exons. NCBI's taxonomy places the organism in Eukaryota, Metazoa, Arthropoda, Insecta, Diptera, Culicidae. Bases 1 to 990 code for a protein of 329 amino acids.